AUGGUCGAGCUCUCGCCGGGCGCCAGCGUUGCGCUUGGCGUCGUCGUCGGCCUCCUGUCCACCAGCAUCCAGAGCGUCGGCCUGACGCUGCAGCGCAAGUCGCACCUGCUCGAGGAGGAAAAGGAGGACGACUAUGACCGCCGCCCGCCCUACAAGCGCCGCCGCUGGCAGCUGGGCAUGCUCAUGUUCAUCGUCGCCAACGUCGUCGGCAGCACCAUCCAGAUCACCACCCUGCCGCUGCCCGUCCUCUCCACCCUGCAGGCCUCGGGCCUCGUCUUCAACUCGAUAUGCGCCUCCAUCAUCCUCCACGAGCCCUUCACCCGCUACUCCUUGAUCGGCACCGUGCUCGUCGCCGCCGGGGCCCUCCUCAUCGCCCUCUUCGGCGCCAUCGCCGAGCCCUCGCACAACCUCGACCAGUUGCUGGCCCUCCUCGCCCGCCGCCACUUCAUCAUGUGGAUGGUGGCGACCGCCCUCAUCGUCGUCUUCCUGCUGGCCGCCAAUGCCACCCUCUACCGCAUCUACCCGCGCGCCACCCCCCGUCUGCGUCUGAUUCGAGGCUUGUUCUACGGCUGCGUCAGCGGCAUCCUCUCCGCCCACUCGCUGUUGAUUGCAAAGAGCGCCGUGGAGCUGCUGGUGCGCACCAUUGUCGAUCGCCACAACCAGUUCGAUCGCUGGCAGUCCUGGAUGAUCCUGAUAGGACUCGUCGCCUUCGCCCUGACCCAACUCUACUACAUGCACUGUGGACUGAAGCUCGUCAGCACGAGCGUGCUGUACCCUCUCGUUUUUUGUGUCUACAACAUCAUCGCCAUCAUAGACGGCCUGAUCUACUUCCAUCAGAGCGAACGACUAUCGAGUCUGCAUGCCGGCCUGAUUGCCCUGGGCACGGUGGUACUCCUGGCAGGCGUCGUGUGCCUGAGCUGGAGGCUGGAAGAGAACGAAGAAGAACCUACGUCGCCUGUUUCGACAAAGCACCCCGGGCACGUUCCCAUGCCGCAAUCCUCCCUCGAGCCUGGUCUGGGUCUCUUACACGCUCACAUAGUGGACGAGCCAGAUGCUCCGUUGGACAUUGAACAAGCGACGCCAGGCAUCCAUGGAUCGGCGAUGGAGCAAGCAAAGCGCAGGUCUGUCGACGAAAGGACACCAUUGCUAGCACGAGCAACAACCGGACCUGCACACACCGCAACAUCUCGAUCGAAACAGAGCCCGGCAUCGGAAGCGAACAUGCGCAGCCCACGACCGAGCCCCAGACUGCCACGGAGACGAAGGAUGACCCUCUCUGAGGAGACGAACGAGAUCUGGGACGAGUUGAACGACAGAGAUUCGUUACCAUCACCAAUCCGCCGGUCAGUCGAGUCAGAUCGUCGCCCACGAGCAGGCACACUCCCUCGACAAAGACAAAACACACAAUCAGCAUGGCUGGACCAGAUGCGGCGGCGCUCUUGGUUCGAUGGUAUUAGCGCAGGCUCACAACGGAGUCGCAGUGCAUCGCAGAGCAAGAAGCGAGCGGACAGCUCCUCCGCACUUCUUGACCACCCUGAUCCAGAAGACGACGACCACUCUGACUCAGACCUCGUCACGCAUAGGAGCGGUACCUGGGGGUUUGGAGGAGGGACGCGCAGCACACACGAUGGGCCUGGUGAUUGGCUGAAGCUGCGAUGGUGGAGGAAGCGGUUGCAGGGUGAGACGGACGACGAGUACGAAACUUCCAGGAGUAGAGGUGCAUGA
Messenger RNA from Ascochyta rabiei, 1725 nucleotides. RefSeq lists its product as uncharacterized. NCBI's taxonomy places the organism in Eukaryota, Fungi, Ascomycota, Dothideomycetes, Pleosporales, Didymellaceae. Gene Ontology annotation, biological process: magnesium ion transport. The record is from RefSeq and is a predicted model, not a curated record. The coding region runs from base 1 to 1725 and encodes 574 amino acids. Gene Ontology annotation, cellular component: membrane. The transcript is spliced from 2 exons. Gene Ontology annotation, molecular function: magnesium ion transmembrane transporter activity.